GGGGGCGUAAUUAUUUGAACCAAAUAUGUAGCAACGUCCACCAGCACCAGAUCAGUUGUCAUCGGUUGCUUUUGGAUAUUACAAGCGGAUUUUGUCACCGUUUAACGGCGCCCCCACAAUAGUGACUUAUUCAUUGUUCUUUAACAUUAGCCAGUAAUGUCUUUCAUCAUGAUGAAGAAAAAGAAAUUCAAAUUCAAAGUGGACUUUGAGUUAGACGAACUGUCCUCUGUUCCCUUUGUCAACGGAGUCCUGUUUUGCAAAGUCAGACUUAUAGAUGGUGGCUUCACGGAAGAAUCGUCAAGGGAAGCAGUUCAGGCCAACUGUGUUCGCUGGAGGAAAAGGUUCUCCUUUCCGUGCAAAAUGAGUGCCAAUGCAGGAACUGGCGUGCUGGACCCAUGUGUGUGUAGAGUGUCUGUGCGGAAGGAGCUGAAAGGCGGGAAGACCUUUGCAAAGCUUGGGUUUGCUGAUCUGAACCUGGCUGAGUUCGCUGGUUCGGGAAACACCACCCGCCGCUGUCUACUGGAGGGCUACGACACCAAAAACACUCGGCAGGACAACUCCAUCCUCAAGGUGAUGAUCAAUAUGCAACUGAUGUCAGGAGACCCCUGCUUCAAAACGGCUCCGUCCACCGCCAUGACCAUAGGGAUCCCAGGAGAGGCAGACCAUCUGCACGAGUCUCUUAAGGGAGAGACGCCAAGGCCAUGCUUGUCUGCAUCAGUGGAGCACCCCAGGAAGUGCGGUUCCCUUCCGGAAGAAGUCGGGGGAGGCGGCCACUCCAGAACGUCGAGCUACGCCAGCCAACAGUCCAAAGUCUCAGGCUACAGCACAGGUCACUCAAGGUCCUCCAGCCUAUCAGAGCUUACUCACAAGCGGAGCACCUCUGUGGGAAGUGCCUCGACAGGUGUGGGCAGCAUGCCGGAGGCCGCAGAGGAGAGAGAUCCUAAACCCUCAACCUCAGCUGCCAGUGCUGCUGUGCCAGAGCACAUGAGCACACCACAGAUGAGUGUCUCAAUGGACAGGCUAAACAGACAUGCUUUACCACUUCCCUCUGCAAGACAUCCGGUUAAGCAGGACUCGGUGGAAUCCCAACUGAAACGGUUUGACGCCACCAGGGUGGACGCUGAUGACAUCGUGGAGAAGAUCCUCCAGAGUCAAGACUUCAGCCACGGCUUGCUGGACUCCAGUGCCGAGGAGGAGGGUCUGCGUCUGUUUGUGGGUCCCGGUGGCAGCACAGCCCUCGGCAGCCAGCACACCAGGGUUGGCGUGGGUCCUUACGAACAGGUGGUGAUAAAGCGCUAGGCUCAUCAGGGCCAUCGAGGGGAGUUACGAAGCUCAGCAGCACCACUAUAAUGAGUCCAGGCUGAGAGAUGGACACACCCACACAGGCAGCAGACGGGAAGUCAGACUCAGAGCAAUGGCCGCCCGUCAUGGAGCUCCGUGAAGCUGCACUUUAUCCCUCCUCCUCCAGCAGAGGGCGAUGGGGAGCGCUGACUGAAGCCUGAGGACAUUCAUUGCUGGGGCAACUUCUUCCCAUGGACUUCCCAGCGUUGCAGAGACCUGGAGCUGGCCAUGCCGCAUUAGCUGAGUCUCUGUCCACAGCAUACAGCAACGUGUUAUGAGAGGAUGGAUCUAAGAAGCCUGCAAUCAGAUCAAAAGUCUGGACUGCGCUCUGGUCAUAUUGUUUUAUAUGAAUGUGUGAAGAAAGAAUCUGUAAAUAUUUGGUGUUGGGUAUGAAAUCUAUGAUUGCUGCUAAAUGGUUUAAAAACCUCUUUUCGCAAUGUUGGAGUUAAUGUUCUGGUUAAAUAGUGUGGGUGAUGUACAGCCAGCUGUACCAUGACAUGACAUGCUAACAUCGCUUUCUUUAGUCAGACUGAGGACUUAGGAAGAGUAUUAUACGACUGGCAGACAUUCAGACAGUGAUGAGGAUCCUGCCUUUGUAAUACAAGAUAUCAAUACUGUAACAACAUGCCAUGUGAAAUGAUAAGGUUAGUUGAACAUGGGUUUAUUUUGUUGUUUUUGACAGAGUGCAUGGAAAGUUUGAUCUGAAAGAGUUCUUGUUAGGAACACAUUUCCCAUUUGCCGAAAGUCUGGAGUGAAUCUAUUUAGAAGGAGAUAUCCGCUUCCCUACACAAGAUGCAUCCAGGUGGUUGAGAGAACGUUUUGAGAGUGUAAGUUUUAUGACCUCUUUCUUUUCACUGUUUCAACUUAUAUUUAUGAAAGUGGACCAUAAAUCGCAUCACUUAUUCUUCUGUAUAUUUUCAUACUCCAGUAAUAAUCUUAUAAUUUAUUUUUCGGUAUAUUUUCAUAAUCCAGUAAAAAAAAACCCUCUUGCCUCAACCCUUUAUGCCGGUCAUAAAGGCUCUAUUAGUCAAAGCGGAUGUGCCUUUUUACUUCCGAACAUGAUGUCUAGUUUAAAUGGUCAUAUUUUCACAGACCGCAAAAUCCUUGGGUGCCAUUGGAUUUGCAUAUAUUUCAUGUCAUGAAUGCCAUUUUUCGGACUCAGUCUGUCUUUUCAGAAUGUUUUUUUGUACAUAGUGAAUUGAAAUGUUAAGAGGUUAGAUUUACAUAUCUUAACAGUUCAUUUGAAAGUGCCCCUGAACCUACAGGUGUUCAUUGUGGAUAUCAGCACAUCUCAUUGUCUCUAUCUAUUUAUUUAUAGGGAUACGUGUGUGUGUAUGUUUGUGUCACUUGCAGCUGUUAAUUACCAUAAUUAAGUGCCUGCCCUUGUUCUAAAUACCAGACUUUUUUCUUUUAUUCUCUGUGUUAAAAUACAAUACAAGCAAUGACCGUUCUGAAAUUAAAAAAAAAGAAAAA
Messenger RNA from Engraulis encrasicolus (European anchovy), 2814 nucleotides. Its product is annotated as EEIG family member 2-like. Bases 157 to 1299 code for a protein of 380 amino acids. NCBI's taxonomy places the organism in Eukaryota, Metazoa, Chordata, Actinopteri, Clupeiformes, Engraulidae. The record is from RefSeq and is a predicted model, not a curated record. The transcript has 11 exons.